CAGCUAAAAAAAAAUUGUGAUUCGCGAAGAGAAACCAAAAGGAUGUCUCCUAUUUUCUAACCCACGUCGGGGUUUCUCUCUCUGUCUGAUCUGAAGAGCUAUAAAUAAAUAGUAAAACAAAAACAAAAACAAAAAAAUAAAUGGCAUUCUGUGUGUGAAAAAAAAAACCCUUUGAGAGAGAGAGCUCAGCGUUUGAGUUAACAAAAAAAAAAAAGACCCAAAAGAGAAGCAAUGGAAGGGGUGCUCUCUUCAACUGAUAAGCAGAGUAUGGUGUCGUCUUUUCUAGAGAUCGCAGUUGGCCAGACUGCCGAUACAGCCAAACAGUUCUUGCAGGCCACAAGUUGGAAGCUUGAGGAAGCUAUUCAGCUGUUCUUUGUGGGUAAUGAAGGAGUGCCAGUGGUAGCGCCAUCACAAUCUCCAGCGGCAGAAAAUGUGAACACUUUGGCAGAUCAGAAUACAGGUAAUUUGGAGAGGGACAUAGGAAAUGAAAAUGUUGGAGAAAAUGAUGGAGAUGAAGUACGCCCUCCUUUACCUGUUAUAAGGGAAGCUCUUUAUGAUGAUGCAAUGUUGUAUGGAGCAUCAAGGAUAGGAUAUCCGUCGCGUGAACCAAGUUCAUUAAUUGCAUUCCGUAAUUUUGAUGAGGAAAUGAAACGCCCUGGGGUUUGGGAAUCAGACCAAGGUGCUUCAUCUACAACAGAGAGCCACCGAGAUAAUCUUGCUUCUUUAUAUCGUCCUCCCUAUCAUCUGAUGUUGCAUGGGUCCUUUGAAAAGGCAAAAGAUGCAGCUUCUGUCCAGGACAAAUGGCUCCUGGUGAACUUGCAAUCAACCAAGGAGUUCACCUCUCAUAUGCUUAAUCGGGAUACAUGGGCAAAUGAAGCUGUUUCUCAAACUAUUAGUACCAAUUUUAUCUUCUGGCAGGUGUAUGAUGAUACAACUGAAGGCAGAAAGGUUUGCACAUACUACAAGUUGGAUUCGAUUCCUGUAGUGCUUGUCAUCGACCCCAUAACUGGUCAGAAAAUGCGUUCCUGGUGUGGAAUGGUUCAACCUGAGCGGUUGCUGGAGGAUCUGUUACCCUUCAUGGAUGGUGGCCCCAAAGAUCAUCACAUAACUUUGUCUAAUAAACGUCCAAGAGAAAGUUCUUCAACUCCUCCUCAAAGAAGUAAAGAUGAAACAAAUGUGGAGGAUGAGGAAGUGCAACGGGCAUUGGCUGCUUCUAUGGAAGGCGUGAAAGACUCAAGUGGGAUGACUGCAAAAGACAAAGAUGUAAUUGUUACUGAAGAGGAUAAAACAUGCUCCACUAAGAAGGUGGAAUAUCCACCUCUGCCUGAAGAACCCAAGGGUGAUAAGAACCUCCUUUGCAGGGUUGGAUUCCGUCUUCCAGAUGGACGGAGAGUCCAGAGAAAUUUCUUCCGGACUGAUUCAAUACAGCUCCUGUGGUCGUUUUGCUAUUCUCAACUAGAAGAAGCUGAGACAAGGCCAUUUCGCUUGACACAUGCAAUCCCAGGAGCGUCAAGGUCUCUGGAUUACGAUAGCCAGUCAACUUUUGAGGAGUCUGGGCUGGCCAACUCUAUGAUCUCCGUUACAUGGGACUGAAGAACAUUAUGUUUGGGAGUGGGACUGAAGAACAUUUUGUUGGGGACUGUUUUUCGAGUUUCUUCAACUGGUAGAGUGGUGCAUUGAAGAAUUUUGGUUUGUCGUCGUUUCUCUGCUUGUUUUCUUCCCUUUUUGUUCUCCCUAGUCAGCAUCCAUUUAAUUUGAUGGUAAAUUGAAUCUCUUUAAGUCUAAAUUAUGUACAUACUCUUUAUGUACGGGACAUGAAUCUCUAGAUGUUUAUGCUCUUCUUCUAAUGUUCUCUCUGCUGUGUAUAUGGACGUUAUUCUGUUUCUGUUGCUUAAUUUAAGCUGGUACUCUUGUGCUUAUUAAUUGAACCCAAAUGGUUUCUUCUGAA
Molecule: messenger RNA, 1948 nt
Organism: Quercus lobata
Lineage: Eukaryota; Viridiplantae; Streptophyta; Magnoliopsida; Fagales; Fagaceae
Product: UBX domain-containing protein
Exons: 10
Coding region: 232-1593 (453 amino acids)
Biological process (GO): proteasome-mediated ubiquitin-dependent protein catabolic process
Cellular component (GO): nucleus
Molecular function (GO): ubiquitin binding
Source: RefSeq, a predicted model, not a curated record